Molecule: messenger RNA, 1980 nt
Organism: Tachyglossus aculeatus (Australian echidna)
Lineage: Eukaryota; Metazoa; Chordata; Mammalia; Monotremata; Tachyglossidae
Product: merlin-like
Exons: 17
Coding region: 1-1941 (646 amino acids)
Biological process (GO): regulation of organelle assembly; positive regulation of early endosome to late endosome transport; regulation of cell shape
Cellular component (GO): plasma membrane; filopodium; apical part of cell
Molecular function (GO): cell adhesion molecule binding; actin binding
Source: RefSeq, a predicted model, not a curated record
AUGUCCAUCAGAGGAUUGAAGAAGAAGCAGCCAAAGACUUUCAAGGUCAAAGUCGUGACGAUGGACGCAGAGAUGGAGUUCAGCUGUGAGAUGAAAUGGAAGGGGAAGGAUCUGUUCGACCUGGUGUGCAAAGCCCUGGGCCUGAGGGAGAGCUGGUUCUUUGGCCUGCAGUAUACCUCCAAGGGAAUGAGCGUCUGGUUGAAAAUGGAAAAGAGGGUUUUGGAGCAGGAAAUUCCAAAAGAAGAUCCAAUGAAAUUUCGGUUUGUGGCCAAGUUUUAUCCUGAAAAAGUGGAAGAGGAGCUCCUUCAGGAAAUCACCCAACAUCUCUUCUUCCUCCAGGUCAAGCAGCAGAUUUUGGAUGAAGAGAUCUAUUGCUCUCCAGAGGCCACCGUGCUGCUCGCCUCGUACGCCGUCCAGGCCAAGUUCGGGGACUACGACCCCAGCUUCCACGAGCCGGGAUUCCUGGCCCAGGAGGAGUUGUUACCUAAAAGAGUUCUCAAGCAAUACCAGAUGACAGCAGAUAUGUGGGAAGAAAAGAUAACAGCUUGGUAUGCAGAGCACAGGGGCACAGCCAGGGAUGAAGCAGAGAUGAAUUACCUGAAGAUUGCACAGGAUCUGGACAUGUAUGGGGUCAACUACUUCCCCAUCGCACAAAAUAAACGGCAAACAGACCUCCUGCUGGGCGUCGACGCCAAGGGGGUGCACGUCUACAGCGUUGACAACCGCUUCUCACCCAACAAAUCCUUCGAGUGGAGUGGAAUCAGAAACAUUUCCUACAGCGAGAGAGAGCUCACCAUUAAGCCGCUUGACAAAAAAGCUGAAGUUUUCAAGUUUUUUUCCUCACAGCUAAAAGUGAACAAACUGAUCCUGCAGCUGUGCAUCGGGAACCAUGACCUGUUCAUGCGGCGGCGCAGAGUUGACCCGGUGGAGAUCCAGCACAUGAAGGCCCAGGCCAAGGAGGAGAAGGCACGGAAAAAGAUGGAGCAUCAGAGGUUGGCCAGGGAGAAGCAGCUGAGAGAGGAAGCAGAGCGAGCCAAAGGCGAGCUGGAGAGGAGAUUGUUCCAGCUGGAAGCCGAGGCCAGACAGGCCAACGAGGCCUUGCUCCACUCCCAGGAGACAUCGGAGCUGCUGGCUGAGAAGGCCCAGAUCGCCGAGGAGGAGGCCAAGCUGCUUGCCCAGAAUGCGGCCGAGGCGGAGCAGGAGCGGCAGCGGCUGGAGCUCGCCGCUCUGAAGACCAAGGAGGAGAAACGCCUCAUGGAGCAGAAGAUGAGGGAAGCUGAGCUGAUUGCCGUGAAGCUGGUCAAGGAGUCCGACAGGAGAACCAAAGAGGCCGAACACCUGAAACAAGAUCUGCAAGAAGCCAGAGAGGCGGCCCGCAAGGCCAAGCUGAGGCUGCUGGAAGUGACACGCCUCUGUGCUCCGGUGACCAGGUACCCGGGCCUCCCCCCGGCAGAACCCAGAGACGCCGGUUCUGAGAGAGGCUUCAUGAAGCUGGACCUGAAGGAUGCAGACCUAAAGCGCCUGUCCCUGGAGAUCGAGAGAGAGAGGCUAGAUUACCUGGAGAAGAGCAAAAAGUUUGAAGACCGACUCAAGGAACUCAAGUUGGAAAUCCAGGCCAUGAAACUCGAGGAGAAACAAGCUGGGGCAUUCCCACCCUGGGACGGGGCUCCGGGGCCCCCAGGCCAUGCUCUCGGGAAGGCCCCGUCCUGGACGCCGAUCUUCACGGGAGGAACCGCCUUGGAUGAAAAUCUCCCCGCGUCCUUCCCCGCUCACUCCACCCACGCUCCGGGCAGCUGGGUCUGCAGCAGCCACUGCCUCCAACCCACAGUGGGAAAAAACGCUUUUCCGACCAACACCUUGGUCUCCAGGAACGCAGGGACGGCAGCCCGAAAAAACAUCAUCAAGGUCCAACAGCACGAGUCUGACGUGAUCUACAUCUGAUGCGGUCGGGACCCUCCCAGGGGAGGGAGCAGACGGGCC